CGGAAAAAAAAAAAAAAAAUUAAAAAAGCUUUUCUUUUUACGCAACUAAGUCAAUUUUUGAUUUAAAUCUGAUAAAAUGCCUCUUCAAAGCCAAGCAUAGGUUCUGACUUUCCUUUUUCUGAAUCUUUAUACUUUCUUUAAUUUGUUGUUGAACUUCUUAGAUUGGGACACUGAACGACAGUUGUUCUCAGCAGAUAUAAACGAUCUGUAAUGCCUAAAGAAAAGUCAAAGAAGCAUCAUCAUCGUCGUCAUCAUCAUCAUCGAAAAAAAGAUAAGCAGCUUAAAAGGUCCGUUGAUAGUGAGGAUGAUAUAGAUAUUCUUGAUCAAUUAAAAAAAUUAGCCAAAGAGCAUAAUGCAAAAGAAGAAAAGAUGGUUAAGAAUACAUCUAGAACGAGUGCUCACCCUCGACAUCACAAAGGCGAUCGUCGUGAAGAGGUCAUGACUCCAAUGACUAAAGAGGACUAUGAGAAACAGCGAUCUAUUAUAAGAACAGAGUUGGAUCCACAAACUGGACGUAUGAGGCGGGUAAGAGCCACUGGCGAAAUCUUAGAGUCUAUUGUUAGUAAAGAAGAACAUCACCGAAUCAAUAAAUUAUCAACGAUGAACGAUGGUUUAUCCUACAGCCGCACAAUUAUCAAAAAGUCGAUGGAAUGAGUUUCAACUUUCUUGAGCGAUCUUUGAGGGCAUUAUAUUACUGAACCUUGCACGAAAAUGUAAAUCCAACUUUUUCAGAAAGCCCGAAUCAUUUGAUAUUGCUAUUUUAUAACACAAUAAUCAUUAUUCCAUCUGAUUAUGCCUCAAUGAAUAAAUCAAAAUUUCUGUUCUGAAAACAAAUGAUUUCAGAAAUGCACAAAGUUAGUUUAGAGCUCCAGUAAAGCCGUGCAAAUCAAAAUACACAAUGUUAGUUCUUUUCUGCAGAUCUUUUCAAUACUUUAUCCAUGUAUAACGAAUGCGCGCAACAAGUUCCACGACUGUGCGG
This is a messenger RNA of Mycotypha africana, 979 nucleotides long. RefSeq names its product nuclear RNA-splicing-associated protein-domain-containing protein. The transcript has 2 exons. NCBI's taxonomy places the organism in Eukaryota, Fungi, Mucoromycota, Mucoromycetes, Mucorales, Mycotyphaceae. Bases 211 to 654 code for a protein of 147 amino acids. The record is from RefSeq and is a predicted model, not a curated record.